UCCCUAAUUCACUUUUCACACCGAGAAUCUGAACUCCAACCCAAGUUAUUCCCUUUUCCUCUCUUCAUCAUCACACCAUCACCACCAUUAUUACACCAUAACACCCCAAACCCAAACCCUAAAAACCCAAGAAAACAGAGUGAAAAAGAAGACAUUUUUCCGAUCCAGGCGACAAAUCGAACCAAAAAGAAAAAUGCCCUUGAGCAACAACGUUAUAGGGUGCAUAAACUUCAUAGCCGUGCUCCUCUCGGUGCCGGUCAUCGGCGCCGGAAUCUGGCUGGCGACGGAGACGGACAACUCAUGCGUCAAAUUGCUGCAAUGGCCCGUCAUCAUUCUCGGGAUCCUCAUCCUCGUCGUGGGUCUGGCCGGUUUCAUCGGUGGCUUCUGGAGAAUCCCAUGGCUCCUCGUUACAUACCUCAUUGCCAUGCUCAUCCUCAUCGUUCUCCUCUCUGCACUGGUCGUCUUCGUCUUCAUGGUCACCAGCAGAGGCUCUGGUCACAUUGAACCCAGCCGGGCUUAUGUGGAGUACCGUCUCGACGACUUCUCCGGCUGGUUACGCCGCCGUGUCAAGAGCUCUUUCAAAUGGGACCGCAUUCGGACUUGUCUCAGCUCCACCAACAUCUGCCCUGAGUUAAACCAGAGUUACCGAAUGGCCCAAGAUUUCUUUAACGCUCAUCUCAGCCCCAUCCAAUCUGGUUGCUGUAAGCCCCCAACCCAAUGUGGCUACACCUUCGUGAACCCGACAUACUGGAUAAGUCCAAUAGCGAUGUCUGCGGACAUGGAUUGUCUCCAAUGGAGCAACGACCAGAACCAAUUGUGCUACAAUUGCGAUUCCUGCAAAGCCGGUUUGCUCGCUAAUCUCAAGAACGAAUGGCGAAAAGCCGACAUCGUACUUCUUCUGACGCUGAUCGGAUUGAUCAUCGUUUACCUCAUCGGCUGCUGCGCGUUCAGAAACGCUAAGACGGAAGAUCUCUUCAGAAAGUACAAACAAGGCUACACAUGAUGAAACCAAUUCAAGGAAGACGAAGAAAAGUGUCGGCUUUGGAAUUUUCAUUUUCUUUCAUUUUGGCCCCUCUAGUUGUGUUAUAAGCAUUUUCGGGACAUUUUAUGGUGUUUGGUAUUAGCAUCUGUAUAUCUUGGAGGCUUAUGGUAUGAUUUGCUUAA
This is a messenger RNA of Tarenaya hassleriana, 1164 nucleotides long. RefSeq names its product protein TORNADO 2. Gene Ontology annotation, biological process: auxin-activated signaling pathway. Lineage: Eukaryota; Viridiplantae; Streptophyta; Magnoliopsida; Brassicales; Cleomaceae. Gene Ontology annotation, cellular component: plasma membrane; plasmodesma. The transcript has 2 exons. The coding region runs from base 194 to 1003 and encodes 269 amino acids. The record is from RefSeq and is a predicted model, not a curated record.